AUGUCCAAAUUACUGGAACGAAGUGUCGCAUGGCUGCUGCAGAAUCGCAGAGGCCACGACGCUGGCCUCAUUCACAAAUCCGCACCCUUUUCUAAACUCCCCGACUCAACUAUCGUUCUGGAAUGCAACCUGGGACCCUCAGGGUCUAACAUCCCAACCGAAUACAGCUUCUUCCAACGGGGCCUCUUUCCAACCCUGCAAUGGCCGGCACAGGAUGGAGCAGUCGAGUAUUUGCUUGUCGUCGAAGAUCCCGACGCACCUCUCGAGAACCCCGUCGUGCAUGGCCUGUACUACGGUAUCGCGGCGACAACAACACAAUUGACGAACGAGGACUUUGAAGUGGUCGGAGAUGGAUGCGCGUUCACCCUUCGCGGCGACUUCAAAUAUGGUUUAAAUCGCCACAAAAGUGUCUAUAUUGCUCCCAGGGGCUUGCUUGGUCAUGGUCCUGAUCGGUACUUUUAUCAACUUGUUGCAUUGCGAGAAAAACUUGAUAGGAGCAAGUUGAGUACUCCGGCUUCCAAGGAGGAGAUCAUUCAGCAGAUUGAAGGAAACGUUAUUUCUUGGGGGGUUUGGCAGGGGAUAUGGGAGCGGACGGAGUGA
Penicillium cinerascens is the source of this 600-nucleotide messenger RNA. Its product is annotated as YbhB/YbcL family Raf kinase inhibitor-like protein. The transcript has a single exon. The record is from RefSeq and is a predicted model, not a curated record. The coding region runs from base 1 to 600 and encodes 199 amino acids. NCBI's taxonomy places the organism in Eukaryota, Fungi, Ascomycota, Eurotiomycetes, Eurotiales, Aspergillaceae.